Messenger RNA from Eurytemora carolleeae, 1113 nucleotides. Its product is annotated as vicilin-like seed storage protein At2g18540. NCBI's taxonomy places the organism in Eukaryota, Metazoa, Arthropoda, Copepoda, Calanoida, Temoridae. The transcript has 2 exons. The record is from RefSeq and is a predicted model, not a curated record. The coding region runs from base 21 to 932 and encodes 303 amino acids.
UUCAAUUUCAGAGCUUAAAAAUGGGAAGUGGUCCAUCUCAAUUGGACUAUGCUAAGCAAGACCAUCAACAGAAGAUGGAUCUUUCAGAUAGAGAUGAUAAAAGGAGAAGAGAAGAAAAGCAGGAGAAAAGAGAAGAAGAAAUAAUGGCGAAGGCAGAAGCAGAACGAGAGGAAAUUAGAACUAUAAACAAAGAAAAGAUUGAGCUGGAAAAACAAAGGUUGAGACUAGAAGAAAUAGAAGUAAAAAACAAGUCAAAUACACUGUAUGAGCUUGAAGCUAAGAAGCUUGAGGAUGCAAGGAUUGCUGUCAAAGAGCAACGAGAACAUGAGAUUGCCAUGAAAGAAAAGGAGAAUGAAGUUGAGUUGGAGAAAUUUAGGUUUCAAGAACAGGAGAAAGAACAAGAAAAGAAAAUCAGCAUGGAACUGGAGAAGUUCAAGACAGAACAAGAAUUUGCUUUCAAGGAAAAACAGCUGGACACUGAGCAAAAAAUAGCAAUAGCUAAAGGAACACACCAGGUAGAGAUAGAAAAAAGGAAAAUCGAAAAAGAAGUCACCAUGGCAAACCUGAGCGAUGAUCAGCUCAAAAGAAAAGACACCCUGGAGGAGAAAAAGUUGGAAUUGCAGCAAAAGAAGAAUGAGUUGGAUUCCGAGGCAGCCAAGAGGCAGGAUGAUACAAAGCGAUUUAUCAUUUUUCUAUUGGUUGUGCUAGUUCUGGCUGCAUGUGUGCUCUUCAUCGUAUAUUCCUUUGUAAUGAAAGAUUCUAAUGUGUCUGAAGUUAGGGUUGUUGUUCAAGUUGAAGCAGACAAUGAGCAUAUUAUGGGACUUCUGUCUACAAGCUCACAAAGGUUUAGCGACCAGCUCCAGAAGAAUAUAAAGCAGAAGAUUAUUCCAGCUCAGAAGAAGCUUGCUGGAAAAAUCACAGAGGAAUUUUAGUAAAUGUUGUAAAAACAAUGCACAACAUUAAUUAUGAAGUUUUAAAGUAAAAUUUUAAAAAAUGAAAGCUCUGUGGCCGUGGGCAUAGAACUUAAGUAUUUUGUGUGUUAAAGGGAGUGUCUGGCUAGAUAUGGUAGUUGAGCUGAGAAUACAGUAUUGUAGAGAAUAUUUUUAGGAUUCA